CAACAACAACAAGAACAAGAACAAGAACACGAACAAGAACACGAACAAGAACAAGAACACGAACAAGAACAAGAACACGAACACCAACAAGAACACCAACACCAACACGAACGCCAACACGAACACGAACACGAACACCAACACCAACACGAACACAAACACGAACACGUACACCAACACGAACACCAACACGAACACCAACACCAACACCAACACGAACACGAACACCAACACGAACACGAACACGAACACCAACACCAACAUGAACACGAACACAAACACGAACACCAACUCGAACACGAACACGAACACCAACACGAACACGAACACCAACACGAACACGAACACGAUCACGAACACCAACACGAACACGAACAACAACACGAACACGAACACCAACACCAACACGAACACGAACUCGAACACGAACACGAACUCCAACACCAACACCAACACGAACACGAACACCAACACGAACACGAACACGAACACGAGCGCGAACACCAACACGAACACCAACACGAACACCAACACGAACACCAACACCAACACGAACACCAACACGAACACCAACACGAACACCAACACGAACACCAACACCAACACGAACACCAACACGAACACCAACACCAACACGAACACGAACACGAACACGAACACCAACACCAACACCAACACCAACACGAACACCAACACCAACACGAACACGAACACGAACACGAACACCAACACCAACACCAACACCAACACGAACACCAACACGAACACCAACACGAACACCAACACGAACACGAACACCAACACGAACACGAACACGAACACCAACACGAACACCAACACCAACACCAACACGAACACCAACACGAACACCAACACGAACACGAACACCAACACGAACACCAACACGAACACCAACACGAACACCAACACGAACACCAACACGAACAACAACAAGAACAACAACAAGAAGAACAACAACAAGAACAACAACAAGAACAACAAUAACAACAAUAACAACAAUAAUAACAAUAAUAACAAUAAUAACAAUAAUAACAAUAAU
Molecule: messenger RNA, 1060 nt
Organism: Anoplophora glabripennis (Asian longhorned beetle)
Lineage: Eukaryota; Metazoa; Arthropoda; Insecta; Coleoptera; Cerambycidae
Exons: 2
Source: RefSeq, a predicted model, not a curated record